Messenger RNA from Chanos chanos (milkfish), 5297 nucleotides. RefSeq names its product intraflagellar transport 172 (gene ift172). Lineage: Eukaryota; Metazoa; Chordata; Actinopteri; Gonorynchiformes; Chanidae. The record is from RefSeq and is a predicted model, not a curated record. Gene Ontology annotation, biological process: intraciliary transport. Gene Ontology annotation, molecular function: protein binding. The coding region runs from base 1 to 5250 and encodes 1749 amino acids. Gene Ontology annotation, cellular component: intraciliary transport particle B; ciliary basal body; axoneme. The transcript has 48 exons.
AUGCACCUGAAACAUCUGAAGACUCUCCUUACACCCCAGGAUGGGACCUCAAAAAUUAGUUGUAUGGCAUGGGCGCCUAACAACACAAAGUUCGCCGUUUGCACAGCGGAUAGAAUGGUUCUCUUAUUUGAUGAACUAGGAGAGAAAAGAGACAAGUUUCCCACAAAACCAGCUGACUCGAAAUAUGGAAAGAAGAGUUAUGUCGUCAAAUCCAUGGCGUUCUCCCCAGACUCCACCAAAAUUUCUAUUGCCCAAACCGACAACAUCAUCUACGUUUACAGAAUUGGAGAGGACUGGGGCGAGAAAAAAGUUAUUUGCAACAAAUUUGUGCUAACGAGUGCUGCAACUUGUUUGGUUUGGCCAGCAGAACAUGUUAUUCUAUUUGGUUUGGCUGAGGGCAAGGUCCGAUUAGCAAAUACAAAAACAAACAGAUCAUCCACAGUCUAUGGAACAGAGUCCUACGUUGUCUCACUAACCACAAAUGUGUCAGGGAAAGGGAUCCUCUCCGGUCAUGCUGAUGGCACUGUCGUCCGUUACUUCUUUGAUGAUGAGGGAUCAGGAGAGUCUCAGGGUAAAUUGCUGAUGCACUCGUGCCCACCCUAUGCACUGGCAUGGGGAACCAACAGCAUCGUAGUGGCAGGCUGUGAUAGGAAAGUGGUGGCUUAUGGGAAGGAGGGCCACGUUCUCCAGACAUUUGACUACAGCCGAGAUCAAUCAGAGAAGGAGUUCACUGUGGCUGCCACGAGUCCCAGCGGUCAGUCUGUGGUCGUGGGCAGCUAUGACAGAUUGAGAAUUUUCAACUGGAGUCCUCGUAAGGGGGCUUGGGACGAGGCUCCUUCCAAAGAGAUCACUAAUUUAUACACAAUCACUGCCUUGGCCUGGAAGAAGGAUGGUUCUCGACUCUGUGCGGGUACAUUGUGUGGGGGAGUGGAACAGUUUGACUGCUGCUUACGCAGAAGCAUCUACAAGAAUAAAUUUGAGAUGACUUACGUGGGCCUGAGUCAGGUGAUAGUGAAGAACCUAACCACAGGUACUCGUGUGGUACUGAAGUCUCACUAUGGCUAUGAGAUAGAGGAAGUGAAAAUCCUGGGGAAGGAUCGCUUUCUCGUGGCCCACACCUCUGACACCCUGCUCCUGGGAGAUCUGAUCACAAACAAACUGAGUGAGGUGGCAUGGCAGGGUUCUGGAGGAAACGAGAAGUUUUUCUUUGAAAAUGAGAUGGUGUGUAUGAUUUUUAAUGCUGGGGAGCUGACUCUGGUUGAAUAUGGUAGUAAUGAUGUUCUAGGCUCUGUGCGAACAGAGUUCAUGAACCCACAUCUCAUCAGUGUUCGUCUGAAUGAAAGGAGACAGAAGGGAGUAGAGGACAACAAGAAAUUGGCCUACCUAAUUGAUAUCAAAACGAUUGCAGUUGUGGACCUGGCUGCUGGCUUUAACCUCGGCACUGUCAGCCAUGACUCAAAGAUUGACUGGCUGGAGCUGAAUGAGACGGGCUGCAAGCUACUCUUCAGAGACAAGAAGCUGAGACUGCAUCUUUAUGACAUUGAGAGCAGUGUGAAGACCACAGUGCUGAGUUUCUGCUCCUUUGUGCAGUGGGUGCCAGGCAGUGACGUGGUGGUAGCUCAGGACCGCAGUAGUCUGUGUGUGUGGUACAACAUUGACUGCCCAGAGAGAGUCAACAUGUUCCCUUUGAAGGGGGAUAUUGUAGAUCUGGAGAGGUCUAAUGGUAAAACAGAGGUAAUUGUGACGGAAGGUGUCAACACCGUGUCCUACACGCUGGACGAGGGGCUGAUUGAAUUUGGCACGGCCAUUGAUGAUGGAGACUAUUACAGGGCUGCAGCAUUCCUGGAGACCUUGGAGAUGUCUGCAGAGACAGAGGCCAUGUGGAGGACUCUGAGUAAGCUGUCCCUGGAGGCACGACAGUUACACAUUGCUGAGAGAUGUUUUGCGGCCUUGGGAGACGUGUCCAAAGCUCGAUUUCUGAAUGAGACCAACAGGAUUGCUGAUGAAGUCUCAAAGGAAUUUGGAGGUGAUGGGACAGAACACUACCAAGUGAAAGCACGCCUAGCAAUGUUGGAUAAGAACUUCAAACUGGCUGAAAUGUGUUUCCUGGAACAGAAUGCCGUUGAUGAGGUGAUGGACAUGUAUCAGGAGCUUCACAUGUGGGACAACUGCAUUUCUGUGGCAGUGGCCAAGGGACACCCUGAGUUGGAAAACCUUAGACGCAGUUACUAUGCAUGGCUGAUGGAGACCAAUCAGAAUGAGAAGGCAGGGGAAGUGAAAGAAACCGAAGGCGAUUACAUCGGAGCCAUCAAUCUGUAUCUGAAGGCAGGACUUCCUGCUAAAGCAGCCCGGUUGGUCAUGAGUAGAGACGAACUCAUAUCUAACAGUGACAUUGUCAACCGCAUUGCUACAGCACUCAUCAAAGGAGAUUUCUAUGAAAGAGCUGGGGAUCUCUAUGAGAGGAUCAGAAACAACCAUAGGGCCCUAGAGUGUUACCGCAAAGGCAGUGCCUUCAGGAAAGCUGUGGAGCUUGCCCGCUCGGCCUUCCCUGCUGAUGUGGUGAAGCUUGAGGAGGCCUGGGGAGACUACCUGGUCCAGCAGAAACAAAUGGACGCUGCCAUAAACCACUACAUAGAGGCCGGCUGUUCGUCCAAAGCCAUUGAGGCAGCAAUCGGCGCACGGCAGUGGAAGAAGGCAGUUCACAUCCUGGAGCUGCAGGAGGACUCAUCAGUAGGCCAGUACUACCUGAAGAUCGCCCAACACUACGCCUCCAUACAGGAGUAUGAGAUAGCAGAACGUCUGUUUGUCAGAGGAGAUCACAUCAAAGAUGCCAUUGAUAUGUACACCCAGGCUGGCAACUGGGAGCAAGCACACAAGUUGGCUAUUAAGUGUAUGACUCCAGAAGAAGUUUCAGCUCUCUACAUCAGCAGGGCUCAGGAACUGGAGAAAGAGGGAAAGUACAAAGAAGCAGAGAGAUUGUUUGCCACUGUAGAUGAGCCAGACCUGGCCAUUACCAUGUAUAAGAAACACAAGAUGUAUGCAGACAUGAUCCGACUGGUGGCCAAACAUCACAGAGACCUGCUGCAGGAGACACAUGUUCACCUGGCCAAGGAGCUGGAGGCUGAGUCCAGGUUUCAGGAAGCAGAGUAUCACUACAUGGAGGGGCAGGACUGGAAAGCUGCAGUGCACAUGUAUCGGGCUAAAGAUAUGUGGGAGGAGGCCUACCGGGUUGCAAAGAGUCACGGUGGAGCCAAUGCCCAUAAGCAGGUAGCUUACCUAUGGGCCAAGAGUCUUGGGGGAGAAGCAGCAGUCAAACUGCUCAACAAAUUUGGCCUACUGGAGACGGCCAUCGACUUAGCAACUGAGAACUACUCUUUUGACUUUGCCUUUGAGCUGGCUCGGCUGUCUAUGAAACACAAGGUCCCAGACAUCCAUCUGAAAUACGCCAUGUUUCUGGAGGAUGAGGGCAAGUUUGCUGAAGCUGAAAGCGAGUUCAUCAAAGCAGGCAAACCGAAGGAAGCCGUUCUGAUGUAUGUUCAUAACCAGGAUUGGAGUGGGGCACAGAGGGUAGCUGAAGGUCAUGACCCAGAGAGUGUAGCGGAUGUGCUUGUGGGUCAGGCCAAGUACUGCUUUGAACAGAAAGAUUUCCAGAAAGCAGAGGCCUUCCUCCUCAGAGCACAGAGACCAGAGCUGGCCAUUAAAUACUACAGAGAUGCUGAGAUGUGGAGUGAAGCCAUGAGAAUCUGCAAAGAGUAUGUGCCUAACAAACUUGGCGCCCUUCAAGAGGAAUACGAAAAAGAGGCAGCAAAGAAAGGCAACCGUGGGGCAGAGGCUCUGCUGGAGCAGGCGAAGGAGUGGGAGCAGUCAGGAGAACACAGCCGAGCAGUGGAGUGCUACUUAAAGGUUAAGGAGGCUGCUAACACUGCUCAGCUCGAGAAAUGUUGGAUGAAGGCUGCAGAACUGGCCAUUAAGUUUCUCUCUCAGGAGCGUGCAGUGGAGGUCGUCCGGACCAUUGGCCCACGCUUGAUCCAGCUCCAAAAAUACAACGCCGCUGCCGAGCUCUACCUCAACCUCGACCUCAUUAAAGAGGCAGUGGAUGCUUUCAUGGAAGGAGAGGAAUGGAACAAAGCCAAGAGAGUAGCCAAGGAGUUGGAACCAAGGUUGGAAGACUAUGUUGACCAGCACUACAAAGAACACUUGAAAAACCAGGGCAAAGUUGACUCGCUGGUAGGAGUGGAUGUGAUAGCAGCCCUGGACAUCUAUGCAGAGAGAGGCCAGUGGGAGAAGUGCAUUGAGACAGCCUCCAAACAGAACUAUAAGAUUCUACACAAGUACGUGGCUCUGUAUGCCACACACCUGAUCAAAGAGGGUGAACCUGAGAAAGCCCUCAACCUUUACACUCAGCAUGGGCUGCCAGCCAACCCCCAGAACUUCAACAUCUACAAGCGGAUGUUUCUGGACCUGCUGAGUGUGACAGACAGGGACGGGGAGGAGGCAUACCGCAUGUGGGCAGACCUCAGGGAUGCCCUGCUCCUCCUGUGUGAGAAUCUGGGCAAGUCUGCUGAGGCCAGUUCUCCAGUCCAUGAGGAGUUUGAGCAGAUGCUCCUGGUGUCUCACUACUAUGCCACGCGCUCAGCUGCCAAGGCUGUGGACCAACUGAGUACUGUAGCAGCCAAGCUGUCAAUCUCUCUGCUGAGGCACACGGAGCUUAUUCCAGCUGACAAGGCCUUUUACGAGGCAGGCCUAGCUGCCAAGGCUGUUGGCUGGGACAACAUGGCCUUUAUUUUCCUCAACCGGUUCCUGGAUUUGGCUGAUGGGAUUGAUGAAGGAACAUUAGAUGUCCUGGAUCAUACAGACUUUCAGGACACAGAUAUUCCUUAUGAAGUACCACUGCCCUCAAAACAGCACAUCACGGUGGAGCAGAGGGAGGAGAUUCGAGACUGGGUGUUGACUGUGUCUAUGGACCAGCGGGUAGGACAGGUCCUGCCUAAAGACGAGCGGGACACAUACGAGGCCUCCCUGCUGGCGGCCCACACAGGCAUCCGCUCUCUGCCCUGUGUUAUAACGGGUUACCCUGUCCUCCGCAACAAAAUUGAUUUCAAAAGAGCCGGAAUGGUGGCGAAUAUAGAGGACUGGAAUAAAUUUCUAAUGGCUACAAAGACCACUCACAGCCCCGAGUGUCAAGAUGUGCUGAAAUUCAUCUCGCAGUGGUGUGGAGGUCUCCCAUCAGCAGGCUACUCCUUCCAGUGAGACUAGGGAAAGCCCUCUCUCCCUCCCUCUAACCAUAACUCACCCAG